Messenger RNA from Meloidogyne enterolobii, 259 nucleotides. The record is from the annotation of a GenBank genome assembly. NCBI's taxonomy places the organism in Eukaryota, Metazoa, Nematoda, Chromadorea, Rhabditida, Meloidogynidae.
AUGAGUGAGAGGGAUUUUGUUAAAAACAAGCCUCUUAUUAAAAUAAAUAAUCACAAGAAAAACUUUUUUAAAGGAAAUUACCUAACCAGCGUAUAUGACGUAACUGUUGCAUACCCUUGUAAAGAAAUAGUUCAAAACGAGGCGGAAAUGUUAUUUAGAGGAAAACUUUCAAGUCAAGUACAUUAUGCAAUUAGGAGAUUUGAUCAAAAUGAAUUGCCCAAAAUGGAUGAAGAAUUGCAUGAAUGGCUACUUAAGUAAA